GCUUGUUUACGGUCAGAUCUACUGUAAACGAGGUUUGUGGUCAAGUAUCUAGGGGCGACUGCGUGGAGAGACCCCGUAGAAAUGCCUUCGACAUAAACAUCGGUGAACAUUGGUACACGAACUCUCCGAGCAGCCUCAGUUCCUGACAUCGCCAACCAGCCAUGUCGUGCCGGGACAUCCACGCCACCAACGCCUUUGCCUUCAUUAUUGCCUUUGUGUCUUUGGGUGGGAUCGCUGUGGCGGCCUUGGUUCCGCAGUGGCGUGUAACGAGACUCGUCACCUUCAAUCGCAAUGCCAAGAAUAUCAGCGUGUAUGAUGGGCUGUGGGCUAAAUGUGUGAAGCAAGAUGGCUAUUCAGGAUGUUACUACUACGAUUCAGAGUGGUACUCCAAAGUGGACCAGUUGGAUCUGCGGCUCCUGCAGUUCUGCCUCCCUGCAGGCUUCAUGCUCGGCUCUUUGGCCUUGCUGCUGUGCAUGGCCGGGAUGUGUAAAACCUGCUGCUGCUCAGACAAGCCUGAGCCAGACAUUAAAACCACCAGAUUCCUAGUGAACAGUGCCGGCUGUCACCUGGUGGCUGGGAUGUUCCUCUUACUGGGGGGGGCCGUAGCCAUGGCGCCCUCGGUGUGGUUUCUUUUCCGCACCAAAGAGAUGAACAUCAGAUAUGACAAUAUUUUCUCUGACGGUUUCGCUGUGUAUGUGUCCAUAGGCUGCUCUGGAGGACUAAUGCUGGCCGCGCUCCUCAUGUUUAUGUGGUAUUGUAUGUGUAAGAAGUUACCCUCGCCCUUCUGGUUGCCCCUUCCCUCUAUGUCUCCCUCCCUGUCCGCCCAGCCUCUCACGGCCAACGGAUACCCCCCCUCCCCAGUUUACGGGACCCAGCCGUUCCCUCCUCAGACGUACGCCCCCACGGUGAUCGACACCCAGCCUUUUGUGCCGGCACAGGGCUACGCUCAAAGUAUGGUGGCUCCGGCUCCACCUCAGGUGUACGUGUCUCAGCUUUCUCCUCCAGAUGGGUAUGGAUCAGAGGUGGGGGGCACUCAGGCCUACAGCUAUGCCCCCUCACAGAGUUAUGCGCCUUCGCAAAGUUACGCUCCCUCUCAGGGUUAUGCGUCCAGCUACGCCGGCCACCGCUAUUCCACCCGCUCACGCAUGUCAGCCAUAGAGAUCGACAUCCCUGUACUGACCCAGCAAUAGUAAGAGGCGGAUGACCUCAACGCGUUGACUUCUCCAUUAAGUACCGACAGGAAAUCUAAUGGCGCAGAACAGGUCAAAGCUAACAUCAUAAGUUUGGGUUUUUAAGUCAAAACCACAUAUAACCAUGUGAAGGAUGAUAUUAUUUUCAAAAUGAAGACUACUAAAGCUCUUUGUCUGGUUAAGUACAGGGGAGAGGGAAGAAACUCCCUCUAUUACCAGAAAAAGAAAAAGGAAAACAAAAAAAAAACCUCAGAUCACUAUUACUUAAAUUCCUGCAAAUAGGACCACUAAAAGUAGCUCACCACUAGCAGAAAGGGAUGAACCGACUUAGAGGCUAACACUAGUUAUUAGGACUUAUCGUUCUAUUACAUUCACUGUUGGAACCGUUGCCUUCGUUCACAGCGACCACCAGGAAGCUAUGAAGAUUACUUCUGAAAAUGAACACUAACCUGCAUUGACAUUAACUUCUGUUGCUCUGAAUGAAGAUGUAGGGGGAUUUGUCAGUUUUUUGUGUUUGUUGCCUUAAGUUGAAUCAGGCCCAUUGUCAAAAAGCCCUGUGAAGAGCAGCUGUUUUAGUUUUUAAUGUACUGUAAUGUGAAUUCUGUGCCAGUUUACUCUGCCUUUGUUAAUGCAUCAUGCUAGUUUUGAAUAUUAAUUCCCGUGCUGCCUGUUAUGUCAAAGUAUGGUGUUAAGAAUCUUUUUUGCUUUGAUGCACCAUCUAAAUUAAAACUGUAUGUAUCAGCUGACAUGCCACUAAUUAAGGGGGACUUUUGUUGACUUGAAAAUGUAGUUUGUUGCCUUACAUGUUUUUCAUGUUGAACACUGAUCAUUAACUCUUAUUGUAUAACAUUUUAUUUUUCUGCAGUUAAAAUGUUUUUUUUUACAUCAUAUUUUUAUUUUAAUAAAACAUACAUUACUAUA
Molecule: messenger RNA, 2111 nt
Organism: Menidia menidia (Atlantic silverside)
Lineage: Eukaryota; Metazoa; Chordata; Actinopteri; Atheriniformes; Atherinopsidae
Source: the annotation of a GenBank genome assembly